AUGGUACCUCUCACCGCGGAAAAGAGUACAGAGCCCGUCCCGGAUGCCUUUGGUUACGAGUCAUAUAUCUACGGGAAGACAGUGGAGCUCGUUGAGCAACCACCGAGAGACCCAGAACAACCGAUGGGUGCGGACCAUACUGUACCGUGGUCAAGCGACCAGAAGAUCAUAUGCGACCUCGUCAAGAAGCUCGAGGAUAUUCGGCGAUGUGAGGAUACUGGUGCGCGGUCCGUGGAACCAACAGAUGCCAACUCACGGCCAGACAUACCAGCAGACGUUGCAGCAUCGGCCAACACGGCGCUUGCACAGGCAGUACCAGUUUCAAACGAUGCUACUCCGGCCCUUGAAUCUUACCCGACCAUUGAAUCUGAUCCGGGUGCCUCAACAGACCGUGAGAGUACCGCAAGUCCUUUGGCGGUAGUCCAGCCCCCCCUCCACGCAGAAAAGGUCGGCGCAGAAUUGUCAGUCAAGACGAAAAAGGCCAAGAGAAAAAAGGCCAAGGCAAAAAGGGCCAAGGCCAAAAAGGUCGAGGCAGAAAAUGCCGCGACAGAAGAGGUCGAUACUGCACAGUCCGGCGCAAAAAAGGGUGCUUGUAUCCCCAGUGAUCCUUCCGAAGAACAAUACCGCUCUAAGCCUGAGCAUGGCUCUUGGGCUGAUACCAUGCAAGCCAAAGCCGACGCAGCACCAAAUACAACACCUGAGCGUCCACAAAACAAGCAAUCAAAAAAGGAUGCUCCUAGCACCACAGAUCCUUUCGAAGAACACUACGGCUCCUCCAAGGCUGAGCAUGGCUCUUGGGCUGAUGCUAUGCGAGCUGAAAUCGAGUCUGUCGUCAUUGGUGCAAAGGGAUGGGAGACCGAUUGGGCGAGGGAGGACGCGAAAGGAAAAAGGAAGGCGUCGCGGAUUAUUACGGAUCCCUACUUCGUCACUGUUGACGUGCGCCAACACAUCUAG
Messenger RNA from Parastagonospora nodorum SN15, 954 nucleotides. RefSeq lists its product as hypothetical. NCBI's taxonomy places the organism in Eukaryota, Fungi, Ascomycota, Dothideomycetes, Pleosporales, Phaeosphaeriaceae. Bases 1 to 954 code for a protein of 317 amino acids. The record is from RefSeq and is a predicted model, not a curated record. The transcript has 2 exons.